AGACAGACCGCACGCAGCAAACAUGUCCGACGCAGCACCCGCCCAGUACAAGCAGAAGAGCCGCAAGGGCAAGAAGGCCUGGCGCAAGAACGUCGACGUCACAGAGGUCGCCUCUGGGCUCGACGAAGUGCGGGACCAGAUUAUCGCAGGAGGUGUCAUCGCCGAAAAGCCGUCCGACCAGCUCUUCGCAGUCGACACCGCCGGCGACGCCGCCAUCCAGAAGAAAGUCCAGUCGCGCCACAAGCCCUUGAAGGUCGACCAGAUCCUCGCCGCCCGCUCCGCCGUCCCCGCCGUCCCCUCCCGCAAGCGUCUCUCCGACAUGGACGACGAGGGCAAGCGCAAGAAAGCCAAGGUCUCCGGCCGGGAGUACGACCGCCUGCGUGCCAUUGCCUACGGCGGCGAGCAGGUGAAGAAGGAUGUCGUCCAGUCCGGCACCACCGCCGACUACGAUCCGUGGGCCGUCCAGGAAGUCAAGGAGCAGCCCGAGUUCUCGUUCCUGGAGAAGAAGAAGCCCAAGGUCGAGCCCGUCACGCUGAAACGCGCCCCCGUCUCGCUCUCAAAAGACGGCAAGAAGAUCCCCUCCGUCCUCAAGCCCAACGCAGGAAAGAGCUACAACCCCGACUUCGACCAGUGGCAAGCGCUGCUCAUCAAGGAAUCCGAAAAAGCCGUCGCAGAUGAGAAGCGCCGCCUGCGCGAAGCCCAGGAAGAGGCAGAGCGCAUGGAGCGCGCAGCCGCCGAUACAGAUUCCGAUUCCGGCGAGGAGAGCGUGUGGGAGAGCGAGUGGGAGGGCUUCAGCGGCGACGAGGCAGAGAAGGCCAAAGCCAAGCGCCCCGAGCGCAAGUCGGCCACACAGCGGAACAAGAUCAAGCGGAGAAAGGACGCUGAAAGAGCCGCAAAGCACGACGCGAAGAUGCGCGCCAAGGAGCAGCAGGUGCAGAUGAUCAAGGCGCUGGCGAAGAGCGUCGAGGAAAAGGAACGCAGCAGAGACGCGGCGAAGAGCAUGGCGGCUGCCAUCCAGGCCGAGGCCGAGGGCACGCUCGACGUCCAAGACGGCGACGAGCUGGAACUGCGCAAGAAGCAGUUUGGCAGGAUUCCCAUCAUGGAGGCACCCCUCGAAGUCGUGCUGCCCGACGAACUGCGCGACUCGCUGCGCGCCCUCAAGCCCGAAGGCAACCUGCUCAAGGACCGCUUCAGGAGCAUGAUGCUGCGCGGCGUCGUCGAGCCAAGGAGACACAUCCCCUACGCCAAGCAGAAGAAGUACACCGUCUCGGAGAAGUGGAGUUACAAGGACUGGGAGCUUCCGGCGGCGAAAUAGAGAGGUGGAUGCGGAUGAUAGAUCUGCGGGUCGCAGACGUGCAUAUCUGGAGCAUGGAUACCCUUACCUUUUUCUUCUCAAUUGACUUAUCCUUCUGCCUAGCCGUGCCUCUGUCUGAGCUGCAAGCCUGCUGUUGAACCUAGAGUUUCUGUGGUUCUUGCCCGCUGUGGGGCCAAGAAGGUGGGAGCGUCUCGUUGUCUUGCUCACAGAACAAACUCGCAUCCUUUCCUUGUCCC
Messenger RNA from Didymella exigua CBS 183.55, 1551 nucleotides. Its product is annotated as P60-like protein. Gene Ontology annotation, cellular component: nucleolus. Bases 23 to 1315 code for a protein of 430 amino acids. The transcript is spliced from 3 exons. NCBI's taxonomy places the organism in Eukaryota, Fungi, Ascomycota, Dothideomycetes, Pleosporales, Didymellaceae. Gene Ontology annotation, biological process: rRNA processing; ribosomal large subunit assembly. The record is from RefSeq and is a predicted model, not a curated record. Gene Ontology annotation, molecular function: 5S rRNA binding.